This is a messenger RNA of Cydia amplana, 504 nucleotides long. RefSeq names its product ubiquitin-like protein 5 (gene ubl). Gene Ontology annotation, cellular component: cytoplasm; nucleus. Gene Ontology annotation, biological process: mRNA splicing, via spliceosome; protein modification process. Lineage: Eukaryota; Metazoa; Arthropoda; Insecta; Lepidoptera; Tortricidae. The record is from RefSeq and is a predicted model, not a curated record. Bases 186 to 407 code for a protein of 73 amino acids. Gene Ontology annotation, molecular function: protein binding; protein tag activity. The transcript is spliced from 2 exons.
ACAUCCAUGUCGCUGCAAGUUUUAUUAUUAUUGUAUUGUUGAUAUAGCGAAACGUAUUAAAUAGCGAAAAGCACAGUUAAAUAAAUACUGUCACGAAUAAUCUUAGCUGUAAGUAAAACACAACAUACAUAAAACUUACUACUAGAAAACAACCUAGCUAACGUUGUUUUGUGUUGUCCUAGAAAAUGCUAGAAGUAACUUGCAACGAUCGUCUAGGGAAGAAGGUGAGGGUGAAAUGCAAUCCCGACGACACCGUCGGGGACCUCAAGAAGCUGAUUGCCGCGCAGACCGGCACGAGAUACGACAAGAUAGUUCUGAAGAAAUGGUACACCGUGUUCAAAGACCACAUCAAACUAUCGGAUUAUGAAAUCCACGACGGGAUGAACCUGGAGCUCUACUACCAAUAAGUCCAUAAUCAACAUUACUUUUAAGUUAACUUUAAAUGUAUCUAUAAUCUAUGUUCUUUAUACCUGUAGAAUUACUUUAAUAAUAUAAAUUAACUGA